Molecule: messenger RNA, 1118 nt
Organism: Cornus florida
Lineage: Eukaryota; Viridiplantae; Streptophyta; Magnoliopsida; Cornales; Cornaceae
Exons: 7
Coding region: 187-873 (228 amino acids)
Source: RefSeq, a predicted model, not a curated record
AGACGACCGCUGAAUAAUUUCUCGGGUGCCAAACUAAUGAUGUCUUUUUAGUUUGUGAAGUAAAAAAAUUUAAAUUUCUUGAAAUAUCGGAAUUCUGCUUGCGAACGCAUCUCCCUGCUGUCUAUUUGGAUCUCUAAGUAGAGAGAGAGAGAGAGAGAGAGAGAGAGAGAGAGAGAGAAAGAGGAGAUGACUGUGUUUCACUUCUUCAACUGCGCAAUUCUAACCUUCGGUCCUCACGCCGUCUACUACUCCGCAACGCCCUUAUCGGAGUAUGAUACACUUGGUACUUCUGUUAAAGCUGCUCUUGUUUACCUUGGAACGGCAUUAGUGAAGCUUGUUUGUUUAGCGACCUUUCUCAACGUAUCUGAAAAUGACAGCUUUGACCCAUAUCAGGAAUUGUUGAAAGCUGUAAUUGGCUUUAUAGAUGUUGCUGGGCUUUACUUUGCCUUGACCCAAUUGACUCACAGAAACAUCUCUCAAAAUCAUAAAUUCCAAGCUGUUGGACUUGGGUGGGCUUUCGCCGAUUCCGUUCUGCAUAGAUUGGCACCUCUUUGGGUGGGCGCUAGAGGACUAGAAUUUACUUGGGACUACAUUCUGCAAGGCCUUGAAGCAAAUGCAAACCUGGUGUUGAGUAUAUCCCUUGCAGCAUUGGGAUCUUUGAUGUGGCUUCGGAAAAACAAACCCAAGACUUUGAUUCCCAUAAUAUAUGCAUGUGCAGGAAUAGUGGCAACAAUGCCUUCGAUCACAAGCUACCUGAGGCGAGGCUUGGGAUGGCAUUUUCCGAAGGUGGUAGGCUUUGAAUUGUUCACCUCUUUGGUGAUGGCUUUUAUUAGUUUGCAGCUCUUUUCUGCAUGUCAGAGACCAUCUAGCUGAAGAAACGAAAAAAUUACCUCUAAAUGCUGUGGAGUUCAUUAGAAGGAAGGAUAUUAGAGUGGCGUAACUGCGAGGUGAUUUAUUUUUAAUUAAACAUUUUUCUGAAGGUGGCUGUUGUAGGAUUUACAGAAAUCCAAGGUUGAUCUGGGCUCUUUUUUCAACAUCUACAAACACGAAUGUGGUUUUCUUUGCUGUUGAAGUUCUGGAAUUUGUCAAUGAAAUUUGAGUUAAUUAGUUUUAUUUUC